UUUUUGUUUUUGCUUUUCGUUUUUUUUUUUGUUUUGUUCUAUUCGCUUGGUUCCGUCUUUAGAAACCGAUUGAAUCGAUCCGUUCGCGGGAAAAGGCACCGAUCCUGGAAGAUGAUGGCACCGGAGCCGCUGCGAUCGGCGAUGACCAUCGGGGGCGCGGAGGACACGUCGCUCGCGCUCCCCUCCGACGACAAGCUGCGCUCGGGGCAGCAGCGCGUGCUGGAUCAGGUGCACACCAUCAAGAGGAGCAAGUCCAAACCCGGGAACAACGGCUCCCUGUCUCCAUCGCCUACAAGCCCGACUCCACAGACAACAUAUGUCCAGUUCGGACAGUUCAAGUUUGCUCCAUCCAAAGCAAACGGCACCUUCAGCCGCAGCAGCUCCACUAUGUCAGCAGGCUACUACAAAGCGAUGAAUCCUCAGAGGAGUCACACUCUAUCCGCUAAAACCAUUGGAGGAAAACAUUACAGCACCUCAGGCACAUGGGAACAGCAAAUCAGUUCCUCCAAAUGGCCCCAGAGUCCCAACAGGCUGAAACCCAGUCGCAGUGACCCUGCCUUGGUUCCUCCAUUUUCUCCUGCCCCUGCACCUGCACCUGGGAUGAGAGCCAAGGGGCAGACAGCCCAGAGCCAGCAAACCGUCCAGGGACGAGUAAAUAGAAGCAGCAUCUAUUACAUUACCAGCGGCACUCAGAUGACCAACAGCCAGACACGCAUCGUCCAGCCGCCCUCUGCCCAGUCCCACACUGAUGGCAAGAUGGGUACCAUCAAAACAUCUAAGAUAGAGCUACAGCAAACGGCGGAGAACAGUGGGAUAAACAUGUCAGACCUGACCCUAAAGGAGGCUGUAGAGUACCUGUCUCAUCAUGAUGAAAAUUUCCAACAGUACGGAGCCACCUUCAUCCAACACAUCACCUUCAAAGAGGAGCGUGCCAAACAGGAGGUUUUCCAACUAGGGGGUAUCCCUGAUCUGGUGACCCUGCUGUGGAGCCCCAACCCUGGGGUGAACCAGGCUGCAGCUGGGGCUCUGAGGAACCUGGUGUUUAAAGACCAGAACAACAAGCUGGAGGUUCAACACUGUGGUGGUAUCGCUAAGGCCCUGCAGCUACUAAAGGAGACAGAUUCUACUGAGACUCAGAAACAAAUCACGGGCCUGCUAUGGAACCUGUCGUCCGCCGAUGAGCUGAAGGGAGAACUUACAGCAACAGUGCUGCCCGUCCUGACUGAGAAUGUGGUGGUACCAUUCACCUGCUGGUCAGACAAGAGCACCAACAACAACAUACACCCUGAUGUCUACUACAACGCCACAGGGUGCUUGCGGAACCUGAGCUGUUCCCAGCAGAGUGGGAGGCAUGCAAUGCGAGACUGCUGUGGCCUCAUCGACUCCCUCAUGAGUUACGUCCAGUCCUGUGUGGCAGAGGGAAACCCUGAUGACAAGUCUGUGGAGAACUGUGCAUGCAUCCUCCAUAACUUGACCUAUCAACUGGAGACAGAGUCCCCUGAGUGCUUCAUCAAGUACAAUCCUCAGACAGAGGAGCAGUUUGGGAGUAAGAAAAGCCCCACAAUUGGAUGCUUCAGCCCCAAGAGCAGCAAGGCUCAAAAGCAGUUUUCGUUUGACAUGGAACAGGCAAUGCCAGAGGAGAGUAACCCAUCAGGUAAAAAGUUGUUGUGCCAUCCCAAAGCUAUGCAGACCUACCUGUCUCUGCUGGGCUCGUCUAAGAAAGAUGCCACCCUGGAGGCCUGCUGUGGUGCCCUGCAGAACCUCACUGCCAGCAGGGGACUGGGCUCCGUUGCCAUGAGUAAGAUUCUGGUUCAGAAGUUGGGUGCUCCGCUGCACAUUUCCCCUCUGUUGAGGUCAUCUAACUCUAGCCUGCAAAAGACCGCCAUGUUCCUGCUGAACAACAUGUCUCGGACCAGCAGUUUGCAGACCUCCUUGGCAAAGCAGGUUCUACCUGAGCUCACAAGCCUCCUGUCCUCUGGCCCCCGGGGGAUGGGAAAAUGUGACGACACUAUAGCAACAGUUUGCAACACAGCAUGGACUCUGAUGCUGGCAGACAUUGAGGUCGGCAAGAAAGUCAUCAAUAAUGAACUGGUGACAUCCCUGGCUGACCUCAGUGAGAACGGGUCUUUCCCCAAAGGCAGCAGGGCAGCCUCACUGCUGCUCUACAACUUAUGGAAUGAGAAGAAUUUGCAAGGAGUUGUGAAAAAGCUGGGAUUGGCCAAAUCGGUUUUUGUCAAUGACAACAGCACAGCAGUGCACAGGUCGGUGCAGAUUAUCGAGUGAGUGCGAUGGAGGAGUGGCACCACGCAGCCUGAGAGAUGGAAACCAGCAUGUUUAGACACUGCUGUGGCCACACCCUUUGCUACGGGGAGAGGAGAAUUCUUCAUAUAAUAGCCUUGCCGAAAGAUUCCUAUCAAUUACAAGUCAAUCAUAUACUGUACAUACUAUAUAGAAAAUAGAGCUUUUCAUUUCAUGAGCAAUCCUGUGGUGUUGUAUGUAUUUGAUUUGCAUAUGUUUCUGUCUGUGUACAUAAAUGGGUGAGUUUGUUUUUGGUACGUUAAGUGUGCGUGUGCUGAAAGUGAGUUCUUACAGCCUGUGAGGCACGAUACACCAGACAACAUGGGCAGACAAUGUUAUCUGCAGUGACAUUUUACUGAAGACAUGCAGUGAUUAUUCAGAUGGCAUCGCCAUCAAAUGUCUCUCUGCAGAGGCUAAAAGAUAAAACAUCUAUUGUGGCCUUUAGGAACGAGCAUCUGGAAAUAAAAGUAAUAAGAAAAAUAUAUGAAAACCUAAAAGCUUGCUGUGCUGGUAUAAAGCAAAAUAAUUACAUUUUUUAAAUAUCAUUUUUUUGUUUGUUUUGUUUUAUUUUUCCAUUGUUUGCUUUUUCGAAGUUAAUAGGUUAAAUAUGGUUUAAUACGUUGUAAUGUUGCACCCCCUAAUGUUAAAGAUUGUCAGAUAAAACCAGAUUAACAAAAUGGCCAUUUACACCUACAAGUGCCAGCGGGUAAAAUUUACCCCUAUAGAGAACACAGUCAUAUCACUACACCGCAGUGGAGCCUAUUGUUUAGAAAAAGUGAUCAUUGUACAUUUUUUCUGUUUAAAAAUCUACCUUGAUUUUUGGAAUUUAUUAGAAUCGUUUAUUUUCAAUAAAUAUUUUCAUUUGGA
Xiphias gladius (swordfish) is the source of this 3165-nucleotide messenger RNA. RefSeq names its product plakophilin-1 (gene pkp1a). The transcript is spliced from 15 exons. The coding region runs from base 112 to 2283 and encodes 723 amino acids. Lineage: Eukaryota; Metazoa; Chordata; Actinopteri; Istiophoriformes; Xiphiidae. Gene Ontology annotation, molecular function: cadherin binding. The record is from RefSeq and is a predicted model, not a curated record. Gene Ontology annotation, biological process: cell-cell junction assembly; intermediate filament bundle assembly; cell-cell adhesion. Gene Ontology annotation, cellular component: nucleus; plasma membrane; adherens junction.